AUAAUUUCGGAGUAUGUAAAGCUUUUAUAAGUGACAAAAGGAGGAAGAUCGUAGCUUAAAUUUCAUAACUGUUUGUUAAUAAAAUCCAAAGAAAAUGAGUCUGUGGGUAGAUAAAUAUCGACCAACAACAUUUUCUAAAUUAGAUUAUCAUAAAGAACAAGCAGAAUAUCUUAAAAAUAUGGUGCAUAAAGGAGAUUUUCCACAUUUGUUAAUAUAUGGACCUCCUGGAGCUGGAAAGAAAACUAGAAUAAUGUGUAUUUUGAAAGAAUUAUAUGGUUCUGGAGUUGAAAGAUUACGGAUGGAAAAUAUGAAUUUUGAGACUCCUUCUAAAAAAAAAUUGGAAAUAAUGACUAUAAGCAGUAAUUAUCACAUAGAAGUAAAUCCCAGUGAUGUAAAUAUAUACGAUAAAGUUGUUGUAAUGGAUUUAGUUAAAAUGACAGCACAAACUCAUCAGAUUGAUUCAACUGGACAAAAAGAAUUUAAAGUGGUUUUGUUGACAAACGUGGAUCAACUUACAAAGGAUGCUCAACAUGCACUUCGUAGAACCAUGGAAAAGUAUAUUGCUACGUGCAGAUUAAUUCUUUGCGCAAAUUCUAUAUCUCGUGUAUCACCAGCUAUCAGAUCUCGGUGUCUAGGAAUACGUGUUUCUGCACCAACAAUACCAGAAAUUAAAUCUAUUUUACAAUCGGUAUGUAAACGAGAAAGUAUAACUUUACCGGAUGAAUUUGCUACCAGACUUGCAAAUGCUAGUGGAAGAAAUCUUAGAAGAGCAAUAUUGAUGCUCGAAGCUUGUAAAGUUGAACAGUAUCCAUUUACUGUAAAUCAAAAGAUUUCUGAACCUGAUUGGCAAACAUUUAUUCGUACUACAGCUAAUAUGAUGAUAGCAGAACAAACUCCAAGAAAACUACUAGACAUUAGGAAAAGACUUUACGAAUUAUUAACGCAUUUAAUACCUUGCGAUGUCAUUCUUAAAGGAUUAUUACAGGAGUGCAUAAAAAAUUGUGAUUUUCAAUUAAAAAGUGAAAUAAUAUUUAUAGCUGCAGAAUAUGAACAUAGGAUGCUAAACGGGUCAAAACCUAUUUUCCAUUUGGAGGCUUUUAUUGCUAGGUUCAUGGCUGUAUAUAAAAAAUUUAUGGAUUCUUCUCUUGAAGAUUUUAUAUGAUUUAAAAUUAUUUAAUCAAAGCUAUUGAUAUAAAAGGUCGAAACAAUGGUCUAUUUCGACCAUGAAAGAUAUGUAAUCAUAAAUGUUUUAUUAUUUACAAAAGAUCCGAAUUAUAUGAAGUAUUGUAAUUUUACAUUGAGGAAAGUACAAUUUUGGCAUUGGUCUUAAAAUAAGCGCGUUUUCUAAAUUUCUUCUACAAUAAUUUUCCUAAAUAAAUGAACACAUUACAAAGUAUUAGAAACACAUAUUAACGAGUAAGAAACAAUAACACAGAAGAAUUUUGAAAUAAAGUAUCUCUACAAUAACUUAUUUUAUUUCAUACAAUACUAAAAUUAUAGGAUGAGAUAUGAUGCACAUCCAAAUAACAAAGAAUUUCUAAAAAUAAAUAAA
Molecule: messenger RNA, 1552 nt
Organism: Polistes canadensis
Lineage: Eukaryota; Metazoa; Arthropoda; Insecta; Hymenoptera; Vespidae
Gene: RfC38
Product: replication factor C subunit 3
Exons: 5
Coding region: 95-1162 (355 amino acids)
Biological process (GO): DNA repair; DNA-templated DNA replication
Cellular component (GO): nucleus; DNA replication factor C complex
Molecular function (GO): DNA binding; DNA clamp loader activity; ATP hydrolysis activity
Source: RefSeq, a predicted model, not a curated record